Messenger RNA from Laccaria bicolor S238N-H82, 1314 nucleotides. RefSeq lists its product as uncharacterized. Gene Ontology annotation, molecular function: phosphatidylserine decarboxylase activity. The transcript is spliced from 6 exons. Lineage: Eukaryota; Fungi; Basidiomycota; Agaricomycetes; Agaricales; Hydnangiaceae. The record is from RefSeq and is a predicted model, not a curated record. Gene Ontology annotation, cellular component: mitochondrion. Gene Ontology annotation, biological process: phosphatidylethanolamine biosynthetic process. The annotation marks the transcript as partial.
AGACUCAUCAACGCAUGGACGGAAACACCAACGAAGUGGUACCCGCUACCGCUGGCAGUCGGCGCGUUGCUUCUCGUUGCUAUACAGUAUCGUAAGAAGGUGAAAAGGGCGCAGAAGGAAGUGCAGCUCGACGAAAACGGAAUGGAAAUUAUCAAACUGAAGGGCCCAUGGCAUGUACAUGUUCUUGGUGCUCUUCCGCUACGAAAUAUGUCACGGUUAUGGGGCUAUGUCAACUCGCUCGAGCUUCCUGUUUGGUUUAGACCCCAUGGUUUACGGCUAUAUGCUUAUGCUUUCGGUUGCAACCUCGACGAAAUUGAACCUUCAGACCUUAGGGAAUACCCCAGCCUUGGAGCGUUCUUCUACCGGAAAUUGAAAGAUGGUGUACGCCCUGUUGCUAAAGCUGCAUUGGUCAGUCCUGCAGAUGGGACGAUGCUCCACUUCGGCACUGUGCAAGGCUCGCGUGUGGAACAAGUCAAGGGAAUCACGUAUUCGCUCGACGCCCUCCUCGGCGUGGAAAGACCGGGGAGUCCCUCCUCCAUCACCUCCACCGUCGUAGAACACAACCGCGAUAUGUCUGUUGUCGACGACAAAGAGUUCGCCAACGUCAACGGCAUUGAAUACAGCCUUGACCAGCUCAUAGAUGCUGUGCCAAAGAAGUUCGGUGCCCAGGUCGAUGCGUCUAUUGUGGAACCGGAGAGGAGUAUGCAGGAUACACUAGUGCAUGACGCAUCUGUCGCAUUGGAGAUGGGCUUCAAACCUCCGCUGGAUAAGAGACCUAACACUUACGUCCGACCUGGUAAUUCACUCUUUUUUGCGGUGAUAUAUCUCGCUCCUGGAGAUUACCAUCGCUUCCACAGUCCCACAGCUUGGGUAGUGGAGAAGCGGAGACAUUUCAUGGGCGAACUGUUUUCGGUAUCUCCAUUCAUGGCGAAGCGGUUGGAAAACCUCUUUGUACUGAAUGAGCGUGUCGCACUCUUGGGACGUUGGAAAUAUGGCUUCUUUGGAAUGGUACCUGUUGGUGCUACAAACGUCGGGAGCAUCAAAGUGAACUUUGACAAGGACCUCCGAACCAACGUUCGAGGCAAAAGACCUCCUCCCGGCACUUACACUGAAGCCGUCUACUCGGCGGCCUCCCCGAUCCUUCAAGGACAACCAUUGACCCCUGCUGAGGAGAUGGGCGGGUUCCGUCUCGGAAGCACGAUUGUAUUGGUGUUUGAAGCUCCAAACGACUUUGAGUUUACAGUUCACUCGGGGCAGAAGGUGAAAGUUGGGGAGAGGUUAGGCGAUGUGGGCGACAAGCUGAAGACUGACUAG